Molecule: messenger RNA, 11328 nt
Organism: Clupea harengus (Atlantic herring)
Lineage: Eukaryota; Metazoa; Chordata; Actinopteri; Clupeiformes; Clupeidae
Gene: cacna1ea
Product: voltage-dependent R-type calcium channel subunit alpha-1E
Exons: 49
Coding region: 280-7758 (2492 amino acids)
Biological process (GO): chemical synaptic transmission; calcium ion import across plasma membrane
Cellular component (GO): neuronal cell body; membrane; voltage-gated calcium channel complex
Molecular function (GO): high voltage-gated calcium channel activity
Source: RefSeq, a predicted model, not a curated record
UUAUUUAUGAUGUGUUAAUUGCCGAGACAGUGAUUGGCGACUCCCCUCGACUGUGAGUGGUAACCUGUCUGAUUCCGUUUGAUGCUGGGAGCCAGCUUUCUGUGUUUCUGCAUCUCUACACUUCUCACAGACCACUGCAAGCACUUGAUGAAAACCACAGAGAAAAAUGGAACCACGCAUCAAGUAGGACCGUCGUAUCUUGAGCGGAGAUAAGCCUCAACAUGGGAGGACACUCAGCACUUUUAGCAUUAUGCUGAGAGGCAGCCUCCCUCCCGCAGGAUGCUGGAACUCGGCGCGGGUUCGGUCAGCGCGCAGGCCACCCUAUCUGACCAUCGCCAUGGAAACAUCCCCCCUCCACCUCUGGCUGCUGUCCGGGCGGGCGCAUGCCCGGGCGUCGGCGGAGUCCCGGCACCUCGCUGCUACGUCCUGCCGCCCGAGGACUCCGAGACCUGGCACAAGCACCGCAGCGGCUUCGGACUGGCGGGCUCAGGGAUGGGGAUGGGGCUGGUGAUGGGUCUGUCGUCGUCCCGCUCUGGCUCGCUGCUGGAGCCCCCCAGCCUGGCGGAGAGCCUGUUGUCGCGCAGCAGCAGCCGUGAGACGCUCUACAUCCCACGGGGUGCCACGCUGCCCACCUCCCUGGAGCUGGUGGCGGUGGCUGCCCUGGAGGGCGUGGGCGGAUCCGCGCCGCCUUGCCUGGACCCCACCAUGCCCAUCAGCCCCAACGUCAUUAAGCGGAGGCGGGGGGGCCUGAUCGAGCAGCGGGACAUCAUUAAGGCGCACCAAGCACACAAGAUUCAGAGCACCCCGCAGGCCCGGCGUAAGGAGUGGGAAAUGGCCCGCUUUGGUGAUGAUGUCCCCGGGCUUUUGGGACCGGGAGACGGGGGAUCGGAGCGCAACAGGAGCCGCGAUGGAGCAGCGGUGUCUACAGGUGGAAUCUCACCAGCCUUCAAGCAGACCAAAGCCCAGCGAGCCCGCACCAUGGCCCUGUACAAUCCCAUUCCCGUCAGGCAGAACUGCUUCACCGUAAACAGAUCGCUCUUCAUCUUUGGCGAGGACAACGUUGUUCGUAAAUACGCCAAGAAGAUCAUUGAGUGGCCUCCGUUUGAGUACAUGAUCCUGGCCACCAUCAUCGCCAACUGCAUAGUGCUGGCGCUGGAGCAACACCUCCCUGGGGAUGACAAGACGCCCAUGUCCAAGAAACUGGAGAAAACAGAGCCCUACUUCAUCGGGAUGUUUUGCUUCGAGGCUGGAAUUAAACUUGUGGCGCUGGGAUUUGUAUUCCACAAGGGCUCCUACCUGAGGAACGGCUGGAAUGUCAUGGACUUCAUCGUCGUCCUCAGCGGGAUCCUGGCUACAGCUGGUGCACACAUGAACAUCCCAGUGGAUCUGCGGACACUAAGGGCAGUACGGGUGCUGCGGCCACUCAAGCUGGUCUCUGGGAUUCCCAGCCUGCAGAUCGUGCUGAAGUCCAUCAUGAAGGCCAUGGUGCCUCUGCUGCAGAUUGGCCUGCUGCUCUUCUUCGCAAUCCUCAUGUUCGCCAUCAUCGGCCUGGAGUUCUACAGCGGCAAACUGCACAGCAACUGUGUGGCUCUCCCGGGCAUUCUGGACAAUGAGACACUGGUCAGCUCAGAGGUGGAGUUCCCCUGUGGCUUCCGGAAGUGCCCGCCCGGUUACACCUGUAGCGAUUUCACCUGGAUCGGCCCCAACGACGGGAUCACCCAGUUUGACAACAUCCUGUUUGCCCUGCUCACUGUAUUCCAGUGCAUCACCAUGGAAGGCUGGACCACCGUACUUUACAAUACCAAUGAUGCCUUAAACCCCACCUGGAAUUGGCUCUAUUUCAUCCCCCUCAUCAUCAUCGGCUCUUUCUUCGUGCUCAACCUGGUUCUGGGAGUGCUGUCGGGGGAGUUUGCGAAGGAGAGAGAGCGGGUGGAGAACCGGCGGGCCUUCAUGAAGCUGCGUCGGCAGCAGCAGAUCGAGAGGGAGCUCAACGGCUACCGUGCCUGGAUCGACCGAGCAGAGGAGGUCAUGCUUGCGGAGGAGAACAAAAACUCAGGGCCCUCUGCUCUGGAUGCUCCCGACACGCUGUCUGAAUGGGAAACAGACAGUAACCAUGUGCUGAAGAGAGCCACCAUCAAGAAGAGAGGAGAGGCUAUCCACCGGCGGCCAGGGGACGAUCAGUACACAGACAUCUCCUCUGUGGGCAUGCCCCUGAAUAGAGCCAGCAUCAGGAGCGCCAAGCGGGGCCCGACGGCGUACUUCCGUCGCAAGGAACGCAUGCUCCGCAUCUCGGUGCGGCGCAUGGUGAAGACACACACCUUCUACUGGACUGUGCUGGGCCUGGUGGCCCUCAACACGCUCUGCGUGGCCAUCGUCCACCACGACCAGCCCGAGUGGCUAUCCACUUUCCUCUACUAUGCAGAGUUCCUGUUCUUGGGCCUGUUCCUCACGGAGAUGUUUCUAAAGAUGUACGGCAUGGGACCGCGCCUGUACUUCCACUCCUCCUUCAACCGCUUUGAUUUUGGAGUGAUUGUGGGGAGCAUCCUUGAGGUGCUGUGGGGCUUCAUCAGACCCGGCAUGUCGUUCGGCAUCAGCGUCCUGAGAGCCCUGCGCCUGCUGAGGAUCUUCAAGAUAACCAAGUACUGGGCAUCUCUGCGGAACCUGGUGGUGUCUCUGAUGAACUCUAUGAAGUCCAUCAUCAGCCUGCUCUUCCUCCUCUUCCUCUUCAUCGUGGUCUUUGCCCUGCUGGGGAUGCAGCUCUUCGGCGGCAGGUUCAUCUUUGAAGACUACACGCCCACAAACUUCGAUACUUUCCCAGCCGCCAUCAUGACCGUCUUUCAGAUCCUCACAGGUGAGGACUGGAAUGAGGUGAUGUAUGACGGGAUUCGCUCUCAGGGCGGGGUGAAGUCAGGCAUGUGGUCCUCCAUCUACUUCAUCGUUCUCACUCUGUUUGGCAACUACACACUCCUCAAUGUAUUCUUGGCCAUUGCUGUGGACAAUCUGGCCAAUGCUCAGGAACUCACCAAGGAUGAAGAGGAGGAGGAAGCGGCGUUCAACCAGAAGCACGCCCUGCAGAAGGCCAAGGAAGUAGGGCCCAUGUCCUCCAUCAUGUCCUCAGACAGGCGGAGGAGGCCCUACUUGUACAGGAGGCGUGCCAUACACAGGAGCCACCCCGCCUACUCCCUGGAGGAGGCGGAGAGAUUCGCCGAGAGCGUCAGAGCGCCAUCAUUCAACUCCUCUACCUCUUUCAUGUCCAGGCGGGAGCGGCGGCGGCGCUUGACCAUGUCCGUGUGGGAGCAGCGCACCAGCCAGCUGCGCCGUCACCGGCAGAUGUCCAGCCGUGAGGUCCUGUGCAGCGGCAAGCCCGGCGAGGAAAACAACCACGAGCUCAACUGCAAGCCCACGCUCUCCCCCACCGAUGGCUCGUGCCGGUUGCCCAAUCCCGUCAUCGCCCCCACGCCAGACGCCACUGCCGCUGUGCCUGGGGACGCCACCACCACUGCCAUCCUGCCCAUGGAUCUGACCCUGAGUGGGAAUCCCUUGACUCUGCCUGAGCCGCCGCUGAGCCUGCCGGAACCGCCACUGGUCAUGGAUCUGCCGUUACCGGAACCCCCACUGGUGGCGGAUGUGCCCAGCCCAGAGGCCACGUCGGCGACUGAGGCGAAGCAGGGAGUCACCAACCACUGGCACCAGCCCUUGGGCGCCCGCAGGCUGAAUGGCGAGCGGAGGCAGAGGGCGGUGAGGAAGUUCCGCCCCCCCACCGGGGACACGCUCACUCCAGACAUGGGGGUGAGGCCCAGGAGGCCGCGGCACCGGGAGGCCCGGAACGAGGAGCCAGGUGGGAGAGACUCGCAGGAGGAGUGCAGCCGCUCCGUCAGCAGGGAGAGAGGGGCGUCGGACACAGCGGAGGAGGAGAACCACGAGGGAGGAGGUGCUGGCCAGAGGGAAACAUCCGGAAAUGAACAGAGCAGGCACAAUGACCCAGAAUUCUCUGCCUUUCCCGACCUCUUGUCCACUACGCCCGAAUCGUGUUCACCCAACACCAGAAGGAUGGAGGAGUCCUCCCAAGAUGACCCCCCGACCCUACAGCUCUCCGAUGACCCUGCCCCCGACCCCUCGGAUGGCUCUAAGGGUGGCGGUGAGGGAGGGGUCAACCUUGAUCCCUCCAGUCUCGGCUCGGAGAAGUCCCCUCUCAGCGGCAGCGUAGUCAUCGAGGUGACAGACCUGCAGACGUCCUCACUGGAGCUGACCUCCAUGAGUGGUAACACCAAAGACGUGGAGGCUGCGGUGAGGUCUGAGAAGGAGGAGGAGGAGGAGGCUAGCAAUCCACCCAGAGCCGAACCAUCUAACAGCAUGUUUCUCUUCAAACCCACCAAUCCUGUCCGCAGGGCCUGUCACUACAUUGUCAACCUGCGUUACUUUGAGAUGUCCAUCCUGCUGGUGAUCGCGGCCAGCAGCAUCGCCCUGGCCGCCGAGGACCCGGUGGCCACCAACUCGGACUGGAACAAAGUUUUGCGAUACUUUGAUUAUGUGUUCACGGGAGUGUUCACCUUUGAAAUGAUCAUCAAGAUGAUUGAUCAAGGUUUGAUUCUCCACGAUGGCUCCUACUUUCGAGAUCUAUGGAAUAUUCUGGACUUCAUAGUAGUGAUCGGAGCCUUGGUGGCCUUCGCUCUCACGAAUGUGAUGGGAAAUAAUAAGGGAAGGGAUAUUAAGACCAUAAAAUCUCUGCGAGUCCUUCGAGUCCUGAGACCUUUGAAAACCAUCAAGAGACUCCCUAAACUAAAGGCAGUAUUUGACUGUGUGGUCAACUCUCUAAAGAACGUCUUCAACAUCCUCAUCGUCUACAAGCUCUUCAUGUUCAUCUUCGCCGUCAUCGCUGUGCAGCUUUUCAAAGGGAAGUUUUUCUACUGCACGGACAGCUCCAAAGACACAGAGAAAGACUGCCAGGGAUAUUACAUCGACUACGAGAAAUACAAGAAGGAAGUGAAAAAGAGGGAGUGGAGGAGGCACGACUUUCACUAUGACAACGUGGUCUGGGCUCUGCUUACCCUCUUUACGGUCUCCACGGGAGAGGGCUGGCCGCAGGUUCUGCAACAUUCUGUGGACGUGACCGAGGAGGACCGCGGACCCAGCCGGGGGAACCGUAUGGAGAUGUCCAUCUUCUACGUGGUCUACUUUGUGGUGUUCCCCUUCUUCUUUGUGAACAUCUUCGUGGCUUUGAUCAUCAUCACCUUCCAGGAGCAGGGUGACAAGAUGAUGGAGGAGUGCAGCCUGGAGAAGAACGAGAGGGCCUGUAUUGACUUUGCCAUCGGUGCCAAACCGCUUACCCGCUACAUGCCCCAGAACCGUCAGACCUUCCAGUACCGACUGUGGCACUUUGUUGUGUCCCCUUCGUUCGAGUACACAGUGUUGGCCAUGAUCGCUCUCAACACCAUAGUCCUCAUGAUGAAGUACUAUUCAGCUCCACCGGCAUAUGAUACAGUUUUAAAGCACCUGAACACAGCGUUCACCGUGCUCUUCUCUGUGGAGUGUGUGCUCAAGAUCAUGGCUUUCGGCUUCCUGAACUACUUUCGGGACACGUGGAACAUAUUUGACUUCAUUACUGUCCUUGGCAGCAUCACUGAAAUUGUAGUGGUGGACCUGCAGUCCGGAGCUGUCAACAUGAGCUUCCUGAAGCUCUUCAGAGCAGCUCGGCUGAUUAAGUUGCUCAGGCAGGGCUACACCAUACGCAUCCUCCUCUGGACGUUUGUUCAAUCUUUCAAGGCUCUACCUUAUGUGUGUCUGCUCAUUGCCAUGCUGUUCUUCAUAUUCGCCAUCAUUGGAAUGCAGGUUUUUGGAAAUAUAAAGCUGGAUGAGAAGACUCACAUCAACCAGCAUAACAACUUCAAGACGUUCUUCGGCGCUCUGAUGCUCCUCUUCAGGAGUGCCACGGGCGAGUCGUGGCAGGAGAUCAUGCUGUCGUGCCUGGGGGGUCAGGACUGUGAGCAGGACCUGUCCAUCUCCACUCCGGCUCUGGCCACCGAGCACAAGGGAGGCUGCGGCACAGACUUCGCCUACUUCUACUUCGUCGCCUUUAUCUUCUUCAGCUCAUUCCUGAUGCUGAAUCUGUUUGUGGCGGUCAUCAUGGAUAACUUUGAGUACCUCACACGAGACUCCUCCAUCCUGGGCCCCCAUCACCUGGAUGAGUUUGUGCGCAUCUGGGGCGAGUACGACCGCGCUGCAUGUGGAAGGCUCCACUAUAAGGAGAUGUACAAAGUAGUGCGUGCAAUUUCACCCCCUUUGGGCUUUGGAAAGAAUUGCCCCUACAGGGUGGCGUGCAAGAGGCUGGUGCUGAUGAACAUGCCUGUGGACGAGGAGAUGGCCGUUCACUUCACCUCCACGCUCAUGGCCCUAAUCCGCACCGCCCUCGAGGUCAAGAUCGCCCGAGGGGGAGAGGACAGGAUCCAGAUGGACAUGGACCUGCAGAAGGAAAUCAGUGUUAUUUGGCCAAAUCUCUCCCAGAAGGCCUUGGACCUGCUGGUGCCUAUUCACAAAGCCGGGGACAUGACUAUUGGUAAGAUCUAUGCAGCCAUGAUGAUAAUGGACUACUACAAACAGAGUAAAGCCAAGAAGUUAAGACAGCAGCUGGAAGACCAGAAACAUGCGCCCAUGUUCCAGCGCAUGGACGCCUCCUCUCUGCCUCAGGACAUUCUCAGCAAUGCCAAAGCCCUGCCCUUCCUUGCUCACAGCACUGGCUCUGCCCUGGGCGGAUUUGCGGCCUUGAGCCCCAUGUCUCCCCAGGAGUUGUUCAUGCCGCCUGUUCCAUGCCAUGAUGAGGAGGAGGAGGAGGAAGAACCAUAUCACCACCACUAUCAUGGCCAUCACCUGCACACUAUGGUGUCUACUGAGAGCACUCUCAUGAAGCGCUCCUUCUCCACCAUCGGUGACCAGUGUGUGAACGACCUGUGGCAGGAGGAGUACUCUCUGGAGAGGAUCAGCCCUGACCAGCUGCACAGGCCACGCCAACGCAGCUUCAGAGGUGUCAGGUCUAACCUCAAAGAGCAAUUGGACAAGGAGAGGGGACGUUCCAAGGAGCGGCGCCACCUCCUCUCCCCCGACGUGUCCCGAUGUAACUCCGAGGAGCGCAGCCAGCACCCAUCACAGGAGCGCAAGCAGUCCCGCUCGCCCAGUGAAGGACGGGCACGCUCUCCGCUAAAACAGGGGAUCAAUUCAGCAAGCUCCAACCUGUCCACCUCGGAGAACAGCACCCCCCGCAGUCGCCGGCAGCUGCCUCAGACCCCCUCCCGGCCCCGGCCGCACAUCUCUUACUCCCCCCUGGUGUGCCGAGCGCCGUUGCCCCCUCCGGCCUCCACAGAGGCGCUACCCAGGACUCAGACAGAAGCUGAGGCAGAGGAGCCGAGGCUGGGUGUGGGGCUCGGCCCGACCUUGGGCCCGACCUUGGGCCCCUCUCCGGCCCCUGGUCUCGCGGCGCUGAGUGCGGGGGCCCUGCACUCGUCUCCCCAGCGCUACAUCUCAGAGCCAUACCUGGCGCUCCACGAGGAGCUCCACAGCCUGGAGGCAGCAGGCCCGGAGGAGACUCUCACCUUCGAAACGGCCAUUGCCACCAGCCUGGGCCGUGCCAAUGCCAUCAGCUCUGCCCCACAGCUGCGCCACUCUUGGCAGGUGCCCAACGGCCACUUCCGCAAGCGCCUCGGCCAGGCCUCCUCCAGCGCUGCCUGUGACCUGCUGAGUGACACCGAUGAGGACGACCGCUGCUAGGACUGUUGGGAAGGACGGAGUGUAUGUAUGUAUGCCCAGGAGGAUGGAGGGACAGGCUCACCCUAAAAAGAGAAGAGAGGAAGAAAAAGAGAAAGAACGAAACACAGAAUUGGAUAGAGAAGAGGAGAUGCAAGAGGUAGAAGCUCGGGUCAUAGGUAGCUAGACGUCAACAGUGUGUUUCAACAUGUUCUGUGUGUGUGUGUGGGACUGAGCUUCACUUGCCAAAAUUGCAAACAAAAUCAAAGACGGCCACAGGCUUCAGUCUUGCUGAUCAGAGAUCAGUAUGAUGAAACGAAGCUAAAUGUUCCAAAAAAUUCCAUCCUUCUCAAUGUAGUUUCUUUGCUAUACGGCUGUGUUCUUUGGGCUCUCUUCAGCAGCAUUUGGUCUCCAUCAAGCUAAAGCAUAUGGAGCUGACAGGUAUGAGGAAUGUAAUCCAGACAUUGUUCCCUGUGCCAGUGCCAGGGUAGGACAUCAUAUUUCCUCUUUAAGCUCCAUGAGAGAGAAUGUGGUAUGUAAACCCAUUGAUCUCCUUGGCUGCUCUUUGGCCCCUGACACAUCAAACAUGGCAGCCCGAAUGCUUUGUUCGAGCCGCUUCACUUGUAUCGAGAUCCCGCGUCACUUUUGCAGUGAUCCUUCUCAGGCUUUUUAACUUUUUCAGGUGAGGGUGAGGGAGAACUCCUAGCCAACCCACUAUUACAAAGUCACUAGGCGAAUCACAUCCAUAAACAUGAGCUGAGGCCCAGGAGUCAUUAGGUUGAUAUGAGUGCUUAGAGCUCGGUAGCAUUUAUGAUUCUUGUUUCUGUUUGUAGCUAAUCUGUUGAAAUAAAUUAAUUUUUUUCUGGUGGUACACCAGUAGGACCUGGUCUUUCGUAGCAGCAGUGGGUCACUUUGUAAAACGUUUGUCGGUAAGGGAACUUUGAGUAUACUGUAAGUAGACAUGACAUAGAAGGGUAUCGUAGAAAACAUGGUGGCUAAAUCCCAUACUUUUCCAUUGUUUUAAAGCUUUUCAGAAGCAUCAGCUCUUUUCAAAAUAGCAUCUGGAACAAAGCUGACUCGCCUUCAAAGCUUUGACAAGCUUCUGCAAGCAUAGAAGAAUGGAAUAAUGAGUGGUUUUUAAGUGAUGGAUGUUGUUUAGGUCAGUGGUUCUCAACUGGUCUGGCCUCGGGACCCACAAUUCCCCAUGGUCAUUAAGGUGGUAGCCAAAUUUUGUAGAAUUAAAAUAAAGAUACAAAUAUAAACAUAAACAUAAUUAAAUUUUUUAUUGUAUCCCUGCAUUCACAGCACAUUAGUCUAAGUCUGACAGGAUUUGUUUUUACCACACCGUGGAGAAUAUUUCACUUCACCUUUUCCCUAGCUUAAUGAUUCAAACUUCACGAUAUAUUCGUCAUCAAAUGAGCUCAAUAUACAAACAUACAUGUUGAUUUCUUUCCCGCACACAAAACUGCAUUUAACAUAGCUAAUCUCAGUCACAUUCUAACUGCAAAUUUCAAGAAAAUGCAUUACCCAGCAUGACUACAGUAAUUAGCUAAACAUUUUACUUUCAACUAGUCCACCAGUGGCAUCCCUGUAGACAGCUAGUAAAUCAAAGCUCUCUCAUUACAGCACUACUCCAGCUGACACUUCGGACUCUCACAGUAGGCUAUGCAUCUGCCCACACACACACACACACACACACACACACACACACACACACACACACACACACACACACACACACACACACAAACACUUUGGACUCAUAGAGUAGGCUAUGCAUCUGCAGCUCACACAGAACUUUCUCUGUCAUUUUCUGAGAGCUCCAUUUUCCCUUUGUGAUUGAGGCAUGAGAACCACGAAGACUCAGAUUUGUCCAUUUCAAGUAAAAGCUACUGUUCAUAUAUUUUAUCAUUUAAGUUCUGAAGGAACACACACACACACACACACACACACACACACACACACACACACACACACACACACACACACACCGUAACCUGUUUUCUGAUUCUGACCAGUUGAGAAACACUGGUUUGGUGAUUUAGGUCAAUAUUCCUCCCUGUUGUCAUGACUGUUGCAGUCAGGUUGUAAUUUCUCUCAGUUUGUGACACAGAGCAAAGGAUGCUUUUGGAUGGCAGAGACUUCUGGGCAACUUCAAAAACCUGUGAGAUGAAAGAAAAGAUGAUAACCUGAAACAACCCUUUAAACACAAACCGAAAGCAGUCCGCAGGUUGAAGUUUUGGGUCCAGUGUACUGUGUAGCCUUGUGUGGAGAGGUUUUGAAAGCAUCCUGACCCAUGACAGUAGUAAAUAUAGUUUCACUAGAUUGAGCAUGUCCCUCAUAAUGCUAAAGCCUCACUGAAGAGCAAGCAAGGCUCUUGUAACAUAUGUAAACAUCUCAAUAUGCCGGAUUCUCAAAAAUGAAAUGUCUCAAAAGCCAUGUUUAGUUUUUAGCCAAGUGUAAAUAGAAAAGCCAUGUCACAGAAUGUUUCUUUUUCCUUUUUUUAUGGCUGACCCAAUAGUCUGUCCUUUCACACAAUAACACAAUCAUGCCUAUUUUCUCUGAAUUUCUGACAUUUCAUCAUAGUAAUCACUCAUCUGCAUGUAGGUAUUUCAUAAAUACUCUCAUAACACUAUUACUCAGCAACACUGGUUUACUCAGAGCACUACUGAAAAAAAUCUAUAAACGUGGGGUUGGACUCAUCUUGUGCCCUGUGUCCAAACAAUGUAGCCAUUCAUGAGAAUGUGAAUGUAUGCCGUUGACCCUGAUACAGUGUUUAUGUGGCUGUGGACAAAGAAGGAGGCCUGUGAGACUGCUGGAUUUAGUAUGGCCAGUGAUAUGCCAGGUCUAAUUUGUGAAACAACUGAACCAUGCAUUGCAGUGUGGGUAAUGUAGUUUUUCACCACAUGUAGCAGAGAUGGCAGUGUAUCAUAGGCUACACAUGACUAUGACUGUGAGUCAGUCGUCUUGUUUGAUUGCAUUUAACAUGCUGUAAUGGAAGAUGUGGCAGUGUUUGGGUUCUAUACUAUCAUUGAAGAUGAUUACCAUAACUUUUUUUGUACAAAUCAAAACUCAAACUCUUUUUGGUUUUCAACCUGAACUUCAGCAUUUGAAGUAUCUAGAUCCAGGUUUUUCAGAAACAAUGAAAAACUAUUAUUUUCCCAUUCAAAAACAACAACAAAAAAAAAAAAACGAGAAAAUAAUUUGUAUUCCAUGUAUUGUGUUGUAAUUUGUUCCUUUGACAUGUUUUCUGAAAUGUGAAUAGGCCGUAUGUGGUACAUGUCUCUGGCCUGUGUGGGUCGCUGUUCUGUGAACCAUAUGAAAUUUAAAAGGUUGAUGUUGCACCUGAAUCUCUGGUAAAUAAUAAAAUAAAAAAAACGUACUGGUUUUUACACAUGUAGUAUAUAUAAAUACAAUGGGGGAAAUGUCUUAUUUAUUGAACUGUUUAUAUUUCCAUAUAGAUACCUAUCUUACAUUUAUUUCACUUUGUUAUGUGAAUGGAAACUUGUUCGCUUAUCUGUCAAAAAGAACCACUGCAAAAUUAUAACAGAAAAAACUCUUUAAUAAAAAUGUGACUAACCAGCUUUGCUGACA